AGAGGAUCAGACACACCCUGAAGGUCUAUAAAUCAGUGCUGGAGGAGAUCUCUGUUGUGUGUGACGUCAGCACUCAGGAAGAGAGGCUGGACCAAAGAGACCAACAGGUUCAGGAAAUGCAACAGAUCAUCACUGAGCCACUCGACCAGCUCCAGGAAGCUUUUGGGAUAGUGGACGUGGUUGAAACUGACAUUAAGGCUAUGGAGAAGAACGUCUCGCAGAUCAGAACCAUUUUAGACUCGCAGGAGAAUGCAGACAUAACACAGGCAGAAAAACUUUACCUUUGCGAGGAGAUCCUGAUCCAGAUUCGGUCAAUGCAGAAGAGGUUAGAAGACCUGGAGACCUGGAAAGGCGAGAUCCACCUCCCUGAAGGAGCAGAAAACCUUGUGGUCCUCUCCAAAGCCAGCCUGCUGGUUGAACAGCUGGAUGAGCUGGAACAAAUCACCAGGGAGCAAAUGUCUCUGCUGGAGAACAAAAGAGAAGAAGAAAAACCUGAGAAUCUUGAUAUUAUUUCAGUUUCCGAUUCUCCUGAAGAGAUGCAAUCCCUGGAGAACCCAGGACAUAGACGCUUUUCCCAGGAGCCUUUUGAGGUGUCUUGUCCAGAGGAAGAGGAGGAUGAGGGAGAUGAGAGUUGUCAUUCUUCUUCCUCUGACACACUAACAUGCAGUAUUCCAGAGGACCUGGUGGAGACGAUUAAUCUUUUGGAUGAGCAGAGGGAGGAUAUGUCUGAACUGAAGCCUCAGAAAAUUGUGAAGGAGGUGGAGAGCAAGGGUCAUCAAGGAGAAAACUGUUCAGAAGAACCUGGAAACAGUAUUUCAUGUGUGAAGCCUGAGCUUGAUGACUUUGGAUCUCAGAAUACUGGACCCGGAUCUCCAAAACUGGGCUUUAAAGCAGACGUUUGCCAAACCUUCAGUUUUGAAACCGUGAUGGAUGAUGAUAUAGAUGAUGAACAUGUUACAGCAGCUGCUGCAGCCCAGCAAGAACCAUCAAAACAGGAAAUCUUUGACAUCAAGCCACAAAUAAGCUCCACUGUGGUGGAAGCUGUAGUGGGAGACACAAGGCUGAUUCCUUCAAGACCUAUAACUCCAUUUUGUACCAAAAAAGCAUCAGAUGAGCUCAUCGAGGAGGAAGAUAAACAUCUGUCUUUGUCCUCGGUUAACUUUUCACAUCAAGGUGCCUUUAACAGACUGAAAGAGCAAAAAGAAGUCAGUCCAAGUCCCUUUAGUGGUUUGACUGGAUCUCAAAAACCUGAAGAGAUUCCCAAAGCAGCAAUUGGCUCUCCUGGUCAUGAAGAUGAUGAUGUGGAGAAUCAGCGUUGGGGUCUUCUUUGUAUCUAUAUCUCCAAAAAACUGCACUCCUUGAGAAAGAUUUUGGAGGAGCAGCAAAACGUGAUCAGCACACAAGAUGGAGGGAAAAGAAAAAAGGUUCCAGAAGAAAGUUCUGUGCCAACAGGAUUUGCUUCAUCAGUUCUUCAGCAAAUACAUGACACCAUCGCUAUGCUGAGGCAAAUGUUAUAUGAGGUGAAAUCCUCAGGUUCUUCUCAUCCAGGGGUGAAAAAGAAGUUGUAUGAGGCAGUACAGAGGGUCCUCCUUUGUGUCGACUCAUCAGCCGACCUUUUGACUCACGAUGAAACCAUAGAAGAGGAUCCUCAGUUGAGGCUGCUGCAGCAGGAGUGUUUAUCAGCUCAAUUGAUCACUCUGGCUGAGCUUGUGGCUAAAGUGGAAGCGCAGAUCAAACCUGAUCUCCUGAUGGAAGAAUCAGAUCCUCACAGCUGUUUGACAUCCCUUCAGGACUAUCUUCAUACGGUCCAGCUUCUCUUCACCUCCUCCCACAAUCAGCUGAUUGAGCACUCAGGACUGCAACAUCAGACACUCCCCUCCAACAUACCAUGUCUCCUGGAUGCAUUUGACACAGGACAGUGUGAGAUCUUCCCAAAUCUAAAGGGUGCUCUCACUUUAGAGUGUGCGCUGGGCAGAUAUCUGAGACCGAGUAGUGGGGAAAAAGAUGAACUACAACACGCCUCUCAAUCCUUGCUUCAGGGGAUAGCUCUCCUCUUGAAAGAGGGUGAAGAGAGUUUAACAGAAAACUGGACGAGCCAUAUUCCCAACCGCGGCACACUUCAAAAUAGUCUCUGCAGACGAAAGAAACUCCUCCAGGUCCUCAGAUCCCAGCUGUCUUUUCUCCAGUAUGUAUUUCAACAUGAACCCAAUGCACUUAAGAGCCAAGGUGAUGAAUGGGUGCAUCUGGAAGUCAGGGCCAAGGCUCUGCAGGAACGCAUUCUGGAAGAAGUAGUGGCUUCUCAAAAGAAGCUUCAGGACUGGAUCCACUGGGAUCAUCUUUGUGGUCAACUUGGCAAGGUGUUGGAUGAGUCUGAAGCCUUUAUUAGCAGUGGAGAACCUGAGGGAGAUGAUGAUAAGGAGACGGUAGAGCGAAGAUUGCAUGCCUGCAAGCAAGCUCUGCUCCAGUUGGAUGAGAGCAGGACUGUGUUGGGAACGCUUCUGGAUCACAGGGCGGUGCUGCAGGCAGAGCCAUGGUUCGGUGCCUCAGUCAGACAGGCAGGGGGCGCGCUAGAGCUGCGAUGGAAAGGUGCCUACAGACGUACUGAGCAAGAGGUCCUGCGACUAAGAAACAUCCAGGAAAGCAGGGCCAGAUUCCAGACUGACUUUACUUUGGUCAGUGAACGUCUCCUUGGUGCCAGCAAACACCUGAAGACUUUUUCAAACCUGGCAGAGUCCUCAGACCUGAGUCAGGAGUCUGUUCAAAGACGUUUGGUUGAGCUGCUGGACCUCUCGUUGGAGCUGGAAGCCACAUUUGCAUAUAGGCGGUCAGUUUCCAACGAGGCCGCUCGACUUCUCCACCUAAUGGAAGUUGAUUGUCCUCGACUGAGAAGUCAGGUCUCACAGCUGGAGGCCAGCUGCAGUCGACUGACCUCUGACCUUUCCAGUAUGCUGGAGCAUCAGAUGCAGCGUCUGCUGGCUGCCCAGCCGCCAGUAAAGCUGCUGUCUGAACUGGAGAACUGGCUGAAACAAAUGGAAACUCAACUGACCCAGGACAAAGAAAGAGUCCUCAAGGCCAAAAAUGCUGCUGCAAUGGCUGAAAUUCUGCAGCACUGUCAGGUGUUAAGGACGGCUGUGGACAAUUGUCAGCAAGUCCUGGAUUUGAUGUCCCAGCUUGGUCCUAAAAUGGUGGAAGCAGAGGUUCCGGCUUACCGAUUGGAGCGCACAACCUUCGCAGAGAACCUUGGCAGCAUCAGACUUCAGUGGCUGCUCCUUCAGAGGGAGCUGGACAGCCAGAUUCAUGAAGUUGAACACAUCUAUCAGACUUGUGCAGAACGAGAGAGACAUUUGCAGAGACUUCACAACUGGACAGAACAGCAGAAAAAGAGGCUGAUUCAGUGGAGACAGCCCGCCAGUCAAACUUUGGCUCGCUCUGCUCUUCUAGAGGUGGAGGGUGAUGUACGUAGAAUCCAGGAGGUUUCUGCAGCUCUGCAGGAACUGAAAAAAGUACGAGUACAUUACGAAAAGGAAGAGAAGCUCCAGUGUGAUGCGAUCUUCUCUGACGAAGCAGAGAGUGUGAGAAAUGCUUGUGGGGAUCUUUAUCAACAGAUGGAAGAUCUCAGACCAGCUCUCCAACAGACUGUGGAGAAGUGGACAUGUUUCCAAAGAGCUCUAAGGGAUUUUACCUUGUAUACCACUAGGGUGCGCUGUGCCCUGCAGCACCAGCAAGAACCUUUAUUCACCCCGCAGCAGGCUGAAGUAUAUUCAGACUUCCUCCAGGACCUCCAGGCAAAGGUGGAGGCAGAGGAAGAACAAUUUUCAAAGGCUGUACACAAAUCCUACAAGAGGCUUGUGGAGACUCUCCAUGAUGGAUCAGCACAGCCACUUAGUGAUCAAAUAGAGGCGCAGCGAACAGGGUGGAAGGACACACUCCGGGAGAUAACAGAGGAGCAUAAAAAGAUUAGAGAGAUAUUCUCCCUCUGGCAUGAAUACGCCAACCUUUCUGAUGGCUUUUCUCAUCGCCUGCAACACCUGUGGAAUGAGUGGGAGGAGUUGUCAAGCUCUUCAUGUGGAAAUGAUACAAAAGCAUCAGUUUGCUCACUAAAGAGGUUGCUGGAUGAUGCUGAAGAGCUGCAAAACAAUGCAGGAGAUGUGCUGGCAGCAUCCAAGGGACUUCUUGGACGACUUGAACCAUUGUCUGCAAAUUUAAUUAAAUCAGAAGCUAGAUUGUUGACUCGUGAUAUUCUGCUGCUGAACCAAGUAAUAUCAGGAACAAAGAAAAAUCUGGAGGAGGAUUUGAAACAAGAGAGCUGUGACACAUGUGAUGCAGUCACUCUAAAGCAGGUGCUUUUGGAGCACAGCAACAUGAUUCCAUCACUAGUUGACAUUAAAGCCAUCAACAACGAGGAGAUGGAGAGAGUUCAGUUACUUAACAGACAGUUGGUGGAAACCAUUACUCAGGCAACAGAUGAAAACAAAGUUUUGCAUAAUAAGCUUCAGAGCUCCCUUGACUUUCAAGAAAAAUAUGAAAAACUGAAAUCUAUCCAGGAGAACUUGGAGCAAGAAUGGCUAUGCAGAAAAGCCCUGAGUUACUCAUACUUUCAAGAGAUGCUGUCUGACCAUCAGAAGCUUCAGGCUGAGGUCAUAAAUGGGCACCAGCUCCUUCAGGGUCUUCUCUGUGAUGCAAUCAAGUCCAUGGAAAAGGAAACUGGUGAGAAAAGAUCUGAGCUUAUGGUUCAAGUGACCUAUCUAAAGAAGAGCUGGUCCAAUUCUGUUGCUCUAGCUACAUACAACUGGACAUUAACAAAGGAGCAUCUGCAGCAGUGGAGAAUAUACCAUUGCGGCUUGAAAUCUCUGAAGAAGCUGUUUAGAGAAGUGGACCCUUUUCUGCCCCCUACAGGACCAUGUCUUUACACGGUGCAGCAGCUGCAGAACUGCACACAUGUAAACCAGCUCAUUGAAGACGCUAUAAGUCUGCACUCCUCUGUGUACACCCAGACUGUUGAAGCAGGAAAACAUUUGUGCGAAAAUGUGAUAGAGUCAGAGAGUCAGCAUCAACUGCAAUCAGAGCUUCAGGAUUUACAGAAAGUCUGGGAGCGAACCAACUUACUGCAAAGAAGGAAUAAAGAUUUGGUUAAGACCUCUGUGCAGAUGUGGUCUCAGAGUCAGGAAGCCACACUCAACAUUUUGUCUGGAUUGGACAAGGUGAGCCAUCUGCUUGCACAGAGGCCAGUAGAACCAGAAGAGGAAGCGCAUAUCCAGGAGACUGAGCUCUCUCUGCAGUGUUUGUCCGGCGGACUGAGGGAACUGGCCACCAUGAGGACAGACCUGUCCCAGUAUGUCGUGGCAAGUGACUCGGCUCUUCUGGAUCAGCAGCUUGAACUUCUCCACGUUCAAUGGGAAGAGUUGUGCAUGAAGGUGUCCUUACGCAGACAAGAAAUAGCCGACCGCCUCAAUGCAUGGACCAUUUUUAAUGACAAGAAGAAAGAGUUCUGUGAUUGGCUGACUCAGAUGGAGAACAAGGUGUGCCACAGCACAGAUCUGAGCAUCGAGGAAAUGGUGGAGAAACUGAAGAAGGACUGCAUGGAGGAAAUCAACUUGUUCAGUGAGAAUAAGAGCCACCUGAAGCAACUGGGAGAGCAACUGCUGUUAGCCAGCGACGAGGCCAAGCAGACCCAGGUCUGUGGAUCUCUGCAGGAAGUCAAUCAGCGAUGGCACAACCUCUUUCAGCACAUCGAAGCCAGGGUGAAGAAGCUGAAGGAGACCCUGGUGACGGUGCAGCAACUGGAUAAGAACAUGAGCAACCUCCGCUCGUGGCUUUCUCGCAUUGAGGCCGAGCUGUCCAGACCAAUCACCUACAGCGUUUGCCAUGAGAAGGAGAUCCAGAAGAGGCUCGCUGAACAGCAGGACCUGCAGAAGAACAUCGAGCAGCACACAGAAGGUGUAGCAUCGGUCCUCAGCCUCUGUGAUGUUCUGCUGCAGGAUGAGGAUGCUGCAGGUGGGUCUGAGGCAGAGAGCGACUCGCUGCAGGAAACCAGCCGCAGCCUGGACCAACGAUGGAGGACCAUCUGUGCUCUGGCUCUGGACAGAAGGCUUAGGAUCGAGGAAACUUGGACUCUCUGGUGCAAGUUCCUCAACGACUACUCCCGCUUUGAGGAUUGGCUCAAAAUGGCUGAGAGAACUGCUGCCAACCCAAACUCUGCAGAGGUCCUCUAUUCUGUAGCCAAGGAAGAGCUCAAGAAGUUUGAGGGUUUCCAAAGGCAGGUUCAUGAGCGGCUGACUCAGCUGGAACUUAUCAACAAUCAGUACCGCCGUCUGGCCCGGGAGAACCGCACUGACCGAGCUAGCCAGCUCAAAGCCAUGGUCAGAGAGGGCAGCCAGCGCUGGGACAGCUUGCACCGUCGAGUAUCUGCCAUCCUACGCAGGCUUAAGUAUUUUACCAGCCAGAGGGAGGACUUUGAAGGCACCAGGGAGAGUAUGUUAGUUUGGCUGACUGAGUUGGACCUGCAGCUCACCAACGUGGAACAUUUCUCAGAGAGCGACGUCCAUCAGAAGAUACAACAGCUCAACGGUUUCCAAAAGGAGAUCACCCUGAACACUGAGCGCAUUGACGGGUUGAUAGUGUUUGGUGAGGCUCUGAUCCAGAAAAGUUCACCACAGGAUGCAGCUCUGAUGGAGGAUGAGCUGGAGGAACUUCACUCCUACUGCCAAGAGGUUUUCAGCAGGCUGGUCCGCUUCCACCAGCGCCUGAGCCAGCCCCUGAUGAUCAAAGAGGAACUGGACACCUCUGAUCUCACCUUCUCCCUGGAGUCAAGCCUGGAGCUGAUUGGUCGACCAUGGCUGGGGAGGAGCCAAAUAAGUCUGCCGGCCACACCCACCCACCUUCUCAGCUCUCCUUUGGAGCGUUCAGGGCGGGAGACUCCGGUGAGCGUCGACUCCCUUCCUCUAGAAUGGGACCACACCGGAGAUGUUGGAGGGUCAUCAUCACAUGAGGAUGAUGAGGAAGAUGAAGAUCACAAAGAUGGCGGGGCUUACUUCAGUGCACUGUCAGUUUCAAGUAGAUCUAUGGCUUUUCGUGAUUGUUCUUGGAGUACACCAGAAGCCACAGAAGCUCAGCUGGAUCCAGAACGACACACUGAGCCCACUCUCACCAGCACUCCUCUAAAGCAGGGUUAUCUGCAGCUCAUGUCCCAGUGUAGCGGCAGCAUCGAGAACAUAAAGAGAGUCUCUCUGAUCCUCGAUGGUGAUGAGGAGCAGCCGGAGGAGUUCGGUUUGACAGGACUGAAUGCCUCAGACAAACAGUCGGGUGUGAUUGAACGCUGGGAGCUGCUCCGGGCCCAGUCCAGGUGCGAUCAGUCUGGCACUCAGGAUCCUCAAAAGAUAACAUUUGACCUGGACAACAUUGCUUCCUGGCUAGAAAGCGUGAACCCUGAGCUGGAGCACCUCCUGCAGUCCGAACCAACAGGCAGUGUAGAGGACAUGGAAGCCAGGACCAAAGAGCUGAAGGAAAUGGAGAAAGUGUUUUGCCACUACAAGGCCAUCAUCCUGUCUGUCAACCUGCGAGCGAAGGAAGCUCCAGAACUACAGGAGACACUGGCGAGGGUGAACAGAGAGUGGAGCAGAGCUUGCACAGGACUGCAGCAAUGGGAAAACAGUCUGAGGAAGAAGCUGAUUUGCUGCCAAGAGUUUCAUGAAACUCUUCACUCUCUGCUGCUGUGGCUGGCUCAGGCAGAGAGCAGAUGCUACGCUGUGGACCUAAAGCACCCAGAAACAAGUGUCAGAGCACUGCAACAACAAGAAAACACACUAAGGGAUUUGCAGGAGGAGCUGCGGUGCAGGCAGCCUCAACAGGCCUCCCUUCAGGCUCUUUGGUCUCAGCUCCAGCCUAAUGAUGGUGCAGAGGAGAGUGAUGAGGCCCAGGAGAAGCUGCACGUGACGGGUAACAAGCUGAGGCAGCUCACGAAGAAGGUGGAUCAGGACCUCAGCACCCUGCAGCAGCGCCUGUUGAUUCAGGAUCCUGGGUGUGCAGCUGCAGACACAUCUCAGGACACAUCUCAGGAGGCUACAUGUUUAAAGACAGGAUCUUCUACUCAAAGGCAAAGAAGGGAAUCCUCCCCACCUCGAUCGUUCUUCUACCGCCUCCUCCGGGCCGCCUUCCCCCUCCAGCUCCUGCUGCUGCUCCUCCUGCUUCUCCCUUGCCUGAUUCCUCUGUCAGAGAGCGACCCCAGCUGCACUGUGACCAAUAACUUUGCCAGGUCCUUCUAUCCCAUGUUGCACUACACCAAUGGCCCUCCGCCUACCUAAUGGCAGUUUGUACUGAAUGAAAGACAUUUUAUCAAGAGGACAUGAGUGACCUUUCAGGACAAGUAUCAGCCAAAGUAAAAAAAAAACAACCUGAAUAUUUCUUUAUUUGGCACAAAUAUUAACAUUAUACAGUGUGUUUAUACCCCUUACACUUUCUGACAUUUUUAAACAUUACAACUAAAAGCAUCAAAAUAUUUUAUGGAAAUAAGUGCACAACUCUGAAGUAGAAAAUGUUCUGCAAAUUAAAAUCUGAACCAAUUAAUACUUUGUAGAACCACCUUUCUCUACAAUUUCAGCAGCAAUUGUGUUCUGGUAUGCAUCUACGAGCUUUCCAAAUCUAGAGAAUGAAAUGUUUGUCUAUUCUUCUUUGCAAAAUAGCCCAAGCUCAAUCAGAUUGUUUGGAGAGUGCCUGUGAACAGUAAUUUUAAAGUCUGGCCACAUAUGGAAAUUGGAUUUAGGUCUGGACUUUAAGUGGAUCGUUCUAAGUGAUCUUAACAACUCUGUGGAAGCUCUGUCUGUAUACUUUGGGUCGUUGCCCAGAUGGAAGAUCUUAAAUGUUUAGCAGCUUCUAACAGUUUCCUAAAGGAUUAACCUGUAUUUAGGUUGAUUCCUCUGCACCCUCAACUCUGACCAGUUUCUCUGCCCCUGCUGAACAAAAGCAUGUCCACAGCAUGAUGGUGUCACCAUCUUUGACUGGAUCGAUAGUGUGUUCAUAGUUUUCCACCACACAAAACAUUUAGCAUAUAGGCCAAAACGUUAGAUUUUUGGUCUCAUAUGACUAGAGCACCUCCUUUCUCAUGUUUGCUGCAUCUCCUGCUUGGUUUGGGGCAAACUGCAAACCGAAACCCUGAUGGAUUUUUACACUCUUCCAUAAAAGUCAGAUUCUUUGUGUGCAACUAAUAGUUCUCCUGUCAACAGAUUCUCCCACCUGAGCUGUGGAUCUCAGUAACUCUUCCAGAGUUACCAUGGGGCUUGUUGCUGCUGCUUGUUCACAAUUGUUCUCUAACAAACCUCCAAGGCCUUUAGAGAACAGCUGUAUUUAUACUGAGAUUAAAUCACACAGAACUCAUUUCUAAUUAGGUGUCUUUUGAAGGCAAUUAGCUGCUCUGGAUUUUGUUUAGUGGUGUUGGAGAAGGGUCUGCUUAAACACGGACACCAAACCUAUUAGAGUUUUGAUUCAAAAACAACUUUGAAGACCAUGCAUCUUCUUUUCCCAAUUAUGCAGAACUGUGUGUCGGUCUCUCACCUAAAAUCUAAAAAUAAAAACACACUGAAGCUUUUAGUGGUAAUGUGACAAAAUGUGAAAAAAGGGGCGUGAAUGCUUUGGCAGCAGAUUCUCUUAUUAAAAAAGUAUUACACAAAAUGAUUACAUCGUUUUAAACAAUGGUUUGAUCGAUAGUUGCUUUAAGAUCAAAUCCCUUUUCUCCCAACAUUAGAUUUUAUAAAUACCUAUUUAUACUUUUUUCAUUUGUAAUUAUUUUACUUGAGACAGUGAGGAUACUGUUAACAUUCGGAGGCAAAUAAAUCCUUGUAUUUAUUUAAGUCAAAGAAAAUACAUUUCCAACCUGCGAAAUUGGGCAAGGAGAAAUCUUUGGAAUAUGGCACUGAAGUUAAAAAGGCCUGACUGAUUUUGAAAACAAUGAAUGCUUAUAUAUAUAUAUAUAUAUAUAUGUUUUUGUUUUUGUGGAAAACCACUUUAAAUCAUCUCUUUAUCCAUCAGAUAGUGUCAUGCUGUUUGUUUACGGGAAACACCACAGAAACUGAUGCUGAAAUAUUGUUUUAUGAGCUACUUCUCAUAUUCCAGAUGCAGAAAGACUGAUUUUUACAACUAACUGAUUGAGCAGGAUAAUCAUGAGUGCCAACAUCACCGUCCACCACAUGAGCAUUCGUUUUUCAUCGAAUUUGCACUGUAUCACAAACCGUUUAGGUUUUUCUUUACAAUGAAAAAGAAACUGAGCUCCAUAUUGCGUGUUUGUGUUAUUCACUCAACAUUUCAUUGUUUGAUGUUAAUUCCUGUUAACCUGAACUCCAAAGGACUUUAGUUUACUCCAAAUAAACAAUGUGUACUUCC
This is a messenger RNA of Girardinichthys multiradiatus, 10371 nucleotides long. Its product is annotated as nesprin-2. Bases 117 to 8300 code for a protein of 2727 amino acids. The record is from RefSeq and is a predicted model, not a curated record. Gene Ontology annotation, molecular function: protein binding. Lineage: Eukaryota; Metazoa; Chordata; Actinopteri; Cyprinodontiformes; Goodeidae. Gene Ontology annotation, cellular component: membrane. The transcript has 51 exons.